This is a messenger RNA of Rubroshorea leprosula, 1127 nucleotides long. NCBI's taxonomy places the organism in Eukaryota, Viridiplantae, Streptophyta, Magnoliopsida, Malvales, Dipterocarpaceae. The record is from the annotation of a GenBank genome assembly.
CCAAGAUGAGGAGUUUGGCAAGGUGUUACAGUGAACAUGCGAUUAAAGUAUCAGAUUCGUAUUGUUCAGGUCCUUCAAACAGGGCCUAUCUUUCACCCAACAUGACCUUUCCAACCCCAAACACCAUUAUAUGUAUAUACAGGGCCAAACUCUUUACCGGAAAAAACAUCAUCAUCACCAUCACCUGGUGUAACAAAACCACCGGGAAUGGUCUAACAAUCAAGUUCGGCGAAAACUUAUCAAACUCAGAUUCUCACCGGUUGAAGAAAAGCAAAGGGUUCGAAACGUUUCAGUCCUGCAAUUCGAAAAUUGAAGUUUUCUGGGAUCUUUCAGAUGCUCGGUAUAUUAAUGGACCAGAACCGGACAACCGGUUUUAUAUUAUGGUUGUAGUGGAUUCAGAAAUCUGUCUUCUUCUCGGGGACAUGGACGAGGAAGCCAAGAGAAUGAAAACAGAUUUUCAAGAUAAAAUUGCAGGGUUUUCAUUAGUUUCACGGAGUGAGAAUUUUUCUGGGUGUUCGGUUUAUUCAACAAAAGCGCGGUUCUGCGACGCUGGAUUGGCUCAUGAGAUUCUGAUAAAGUGCGGCGAAGAAGGGGAGGAGCCGAAGAAUCGGGAAUUGUCCGUCAGCAUUGAUAAGAAGAUGAUUUUUCAGAUCAAGAGGCUGGCGUGGAAUUUCAGGGGAAACCAGACAAUUUACCUCGACAAUGGAUUGCUGGUGGAUAUGAUGUGGGAUUUGCAUGACUGGUUGUUCAAUCAGGAGGCGGCGGCCGCUGGACGGGCUGUGUUCAUGUUCAGGAGAAGGAGUGGAUUGGACAGCCGGUUGUGGUUGGAGGAGAAGAGUUCGGAGCAGAAGGAUAAUGACAGGGGUGAGUUUUCCUUGUUGAUAUGUGGCUGCAAGAAUCCUGACUAGUUAUAUAUCUUCUCUGUUUCUUUUCUUUUUUUUUAACAUCAAAAGUGAACUGUUUGGCAUAGCAGUGAUUUAAAUUUAAUCUGUAUAAACUAACUUCAGUGGCUAAGGUCUUGUUGGUUCCUCUGUUACCCAUUUCUCUCUGAUUUUUCAUUUUUGACAUUGCAUUUUUAAAAGAUGAAGGGAAAUGUAGAGCUGGUUGAAGAAAUUUGAAAAAAAGAA